AUGAAGUCCCUUACUGACAACAUCGACAGAGAACAGUUAGACAAGGAUGGAAAUUUAAGAAAAGAUUACAAAUAUGUUAGACCAGAGGAUGAAUUAAAUUCAUGGGAUGAUUUGAAACAAAAGUGGAAAGCUUUUGAAGAUCCUCAACAUAACUUUUCAGAAGAAGAUAAAUUGAGUUUAGAGCAUAUAAAAAAGAGAUUAGAGCAAAAUAAACCUAAGGAUUAA
Lodderomyces pseudojiufengensis is the source of this 225-nucleotide messenger RNA. RefSeq lists its product as uncharacterized. The record is from RefSeq and is a predicted model, not a curated record. NCBI's taxonomy places the organism in Eukaryota, Fungi, Ascomycota, Pichiomycetes, Serinales, Debaryomycetaceae. The transcript has a single exon. Bases 1 to 225 code for a protein of 74 amino acids.